Penicillium angulare is the source of this 189-nucleotide messenger RNA. RefSeq lists its product as uncharacterized. The record is from RefSeq and is a predicted model, not a curated record. NCBI's taxonomy places the organism in Eukaryota, Fungi, Ascomycota, Eurotiomycetes, Eurotiales, Aspergillaceae. Bases 1 to 189 code for a protein of 62 amino acids. The transcript has 2 exons.
AUGUCUUCACCGGUCUUGAACCAUGAGCUGGACGAUGCUGGCGAAUGGAUCGCCAAUCAUGUCGCGGCAGACACCACCACGACCGUUCAUUUCGAUCUGGAAUGUGCUGGUCGAAUCACAAAAUUGGCGCAGUUGCAAUCGAAGGGCAACGAGCUGGCUCGCCCAUGGUUCACAGCAGUGGUACGGUGA